AUGGAUGAAUACAAAGAAACGUUUCAAACAACUUCCUAUGUUGAUCUCAAGGCAGCUACUGUCGAAUUAUCAAGACAUUUUAUGUCUUCAGUUCAACUAGUGGAUCAACAGCGUAUCAUCAAUUCGUUUAAUGCUUUAUUAGAUUGUCGAGUUGAGGAUCACGUCGUUGCUUUAUUUACUGUCACUGAUUUUGUUGAUAAUACUCCAGAAGGUAUAGAAAAUGCAACAUCUGACGAAUAUUGGGAUUCUGUUGAGGAACUUUAUAAUCAAUUGGAAAAACCAAACAAAUUAGAGAAUUCGCUUAUAACAAUAAAGUUGUGUCAAAUAAUGUCAUUAUUAGAUCAAGGACGAGUUAUGGCAGCUUUACUAUCUUUUUCAAAACUUUCCAAUGCAUUGAAAUCUCUAACAGAUAAACCUGUUAAAUCUUUGAAAAGUAUAUGGACUGAACACCAUUGUACACACAAGGAAUCGCCAUGUUCAGCUUUUAAUUCAUCCUCGCUACGUUAUUUCUCAAUGCAAAUGGUUGAAGAAGUCCGUUCUCACUUAGUGAAACUUUCUUUAGAUUUAUGCUUAGUACUUUUUGAAACUCAAAAGUUAAACUCUUUAAACGACUCUCUUUUGAAUGGAAUUAUCCAACAGGUUGGACUUUUAUUUUUAGAAUCACAUUUAACUCAAAAUCAUUUUACAAACGUUUAUGAAGACUUCACAAAAGGCUUCAACCAAGAUAAUCUGAGGUUUUUUUCUCUUCUUCAAUCAGUCAAAAAUUUGUGGGUGUCGAGUCACAAAACUAUCUCAUGUUUAAAUUGUGAAGUUGACCAAAGUUCCAAUGUUUUUGAUAAUUUUUUACUUUAUAAGUUGUAUCCUUUAUCUAAUACUCAGAACAAAGAUUCAUUAUUGCAACCAGCUGUUAAUGCUGCAAAAAAAACUUUAGAGGUUUUACCUUCAGCUGCAGCAUCUAUGUUCUUAAGACCUCCCUGCAUGACUUCAGAUAUACUCCCUCAAAAUCAUAUUUUAGAGCAAACUUUAAAAGAUUCGCAAGAAGAUGACAACAUCAGUCGACAUUCGGACGUCGCUACAGUCGUUACAGAUUUGAAUUCUUCUUCAUUUUCAACACCCUUCAAUGAAACCAAGUCAAAAGCAUUAACAUGUUUGCGAAAUUCGACUCAAAAUACUGCGUAUGACAACAGUGAAUUUCUUACGCAACAACGCUCAUUUAACGGAGAUCGUUCAAUAAUAAUUCCAGCUUUGAUUACAGAACAAGAAGCACUGUUGAAAAAUUUAACGGGUUUCUCAAACACUGAGACUUUUUCAAAUCAUUUGUUAGAUUCGGUGCAACUUACACAGAGUCCAUUAUCAAAAAGUUUGACGCUCCAUGAUCCUAAUAAAAAGGAAGUGGAACACAUUCUUCAAGACGUAAAUCAAAUAUCCCGUGGUCAAGAAGAUUUAAGUAACGUAAUUCAAAACCAAACACAGAUCACUAUCCCUAACAACUCAGCAAUACAGGAAGAGCAGCAGAAGAUUUCUCCCGAUGGGGAAAAUUUGUCUAGGACAUUUCCCUGUUCUUUCAUGAAGGCUGAUAACACUUUCGAGACACGAGAAAAUUUUUUAUUUUCUCUACCGAAUGCUACUGCUAUUAAAAAAAAAAAUUCUCUACAAUAUUUCAAGCCUUUUUCUGUUUCAUCUACUGAAUCACAAGACGAUUUGAAUAAAGACAUCUCUGCCAAUUUUACAAGUGUUCUAUCAAAAAAACUCUGGAGUAGUACCUCAGUUUCGGAUACUAACCAUAUUCUAUUACGAAAAAAUCGCAAAAAACACUCCAGUGUCAGACAUUUUAAAAAAUCAUAUUAUCAAAUAACAUCACAUAGUGAUACUCCACCAAGUAGUAGGAAACAUGUAAACCAUGCAGAAAAUACACGAAACUUAUUUCCGCUUAUAACAAAUAAAUUGUGCCCUCAAUUACAUAGGACAAUAAACUUUUCUAGUCCCGCGUCGUUAAUUCGAACGAAUUCUAAACCAUCAGAUUAUUUCAUUCAAAAGAAAAGUGUUUCUCAUAACCGAACGGCAUUAAAGAAUAAUGUUUUUCAUAACAGCGAAUCUGAUAGUUAUAGUAGUAACUAUUUCACACGACACCAUGAAAAGUUAUUGCUAGAACAAAACAAGAAUCAAACAGUGUUACAGCAAUUCUCUGAUACUGAAGGUUAUGUUAAGGACAUUAGUGUUGCACCAUUGCAGCGGAACAAAAAAAAAACGUUCACUGUGGUUAAGGGGAAAUCUUCAUCUAAUACCGCCAACGAUCAAAAUCAACAUUCUGCGACACUGCAAACAAAUGAAAAAUUACUAUUUACUCAUGAACAAGAAAUUAGAAAAAUUUCUCAAAGAUCUUGUAAUUCUUUAACAGGAAAGAAAAAAAAAAAUAGAAUGCCACAUCGGUCAUUCAAUAUUGACUCCUUUAAGUCUCAUGCGUCUAUAAAUCAGGAUGAACUAUUAAAUGGGAGUAAGACAAAUAAAAAAUGCACGACAAAAAGUGACUCGGAGGAGCAUUUGCCUAUAGACCUUGAUAACUUCUAUUUUAACAAUAUAGAUAAAUCAAAUAAAGUUGGUCAACGUAGAAUACCAACCGUUCCACUUAAUAACGUAAGGGAACAUGUUAAAAACGGAGAAGGUACAAAAACCAGUGAUGUAUCUGACGUUGAACGAAACAUACGUCAGUUGUCUAUCACAUCAGUUCCAAAAUGUAACAAAAGUACUCUCAAAAUACUUCAAAAUGAGAGUUUUUUCUUUUCGUCGACUUCGCAUAACAAAAAAACUUCUACAGAUCAUCACGCUAAUCAGUGGGAGCCGGAAUCAGCAAAUAAAAUAGAUGCACUAACGGAAAUCGUAAAUAGUUUAAAGUCUGAAACAUGCGCUCGAAACAAAGCAACUUCUUCUGUUUUACUUUAUUCGAACGAUAAAAAACAUGUCACAAGAUCAUUUCAAAAGCCAGAAAACCCAUUAAAAGAUUUGUUUAAAAACCAAUGCCCACCUAAACCUAAUUCACCCAAUUUUUUACGUUCGUUAACAUCCGCUGGUAAAUGGAUAUUUUCUUUACCGUUUUAUGAAACUCAAGACGAAAAAGGUUCAUUAAAACAAAUAAAUUCCAAGAUUCCUAAUUAUUCAAAAAACGAUGCAGUUAAGGAAAAAAACGAAGAAAAAAGUUUUGACUUUUCCACUAGUUUUGCUUCAAAAGAUUCAAAAAAACUAUUGGGAUAUGGGCGCCAAUCAAAUCAAUCUGAUAAGGUAUUACUUGUUACACCGUUUCGUGUUAAGAAGGAUUUUAAGGAAAAUAAGGCAAAAACGUGUUGGAGCGACUUAUCGUCAAUUUCUUCUUUAAAUACGAUUUCAAGUUCUUCAAAAAGUCGAACAACCUUCAAAAAAAGCAAAAAAAAUUUGUCAACGCAACAAAAGGACAUCAGCGGUGCAGAAACUCAUAAUUCAUUUGAAAGUGCUCAGAAUGCGCUAACGCAACAAAUGAAAACAGAGGAUAAUGUCUUAAAACAAACCGUUAAAGACAACAAUAAUUGGGAUGAUGAGAUUUUUUCGUUAGUGGAUUCAGAAAACUCCUCAUCCUAUAAUGUAUCAAAUCAGCUGUAUUCUUCCACAAAGAGGAAUUCUCAAUCAUUGAAUCGUUCCAAAAAUACUAAAGAAAAGUUGUCCAGUCUCAAUUCUAACGAAAUCACCACUUUUAAACAUAACUUUAGUAAAAAGUCAAUAUCCUUACCAAUAAUUAUUGAACCGUUGAAUUCUUUACAUGAUGACUUUUUUCAUGACAAUUUUAAUGCUCCAACGUAUUUGGAUCCAUUAUUAUCUUCAAGUGAAUCUUCGGACUUCUUUUUCCGUUCGCUGAAAAAAUCUCACAGUUUCUGUAACGAAACGUGUUUGAAUAUUCAUUCAGACCUUCAUCCACAAAAAAAACAUAAAAAUGAUGAGAGAAACACUUGGAAGAGUCAAUUCUCGUCUGCCUUCUUCGGAUGUACUACUCCAGCAAAUGCUACAAAUGCAAUAAAUAGAGGCUCAGUUGCAUUAUUAAAGCGUCAUUCGAUAUCGGUCUUCCCGGCUCAAAGCGAUUUUCAAAACGUUAAUAAUCCUGCCUACUCUCGAAUAUCAAAACAUUGUCCCAAUCAGUUUGACGGUUUACAAACUAAAAUUCACACGAACUCUUCAUCCAUGCAGGAUUGCAUUGACAUUAUACCAUUAUUAUCUAAUGGUUCACUCAAUACAACUUCUAAUAAUAUACAUUGGAAUACAGAUUUAGAACCUACUCUUAGUGAUUUGGACAGGAAGACGUCCUUCAACGACAGUAUUGCUAUAUAUGAAUCAUUGCCAACACUGAAUUUUCAAGAGAGAAGUUGUGAAAAGAUGUCCAAGGAUAGCAAAACUACAAGUGCUUAUAGUCACCAAUCGCCUGAAGGAAAAGCUGAUAUCAUAAAUUCUUGGAAGGAAAGUAAAAGCUCAACUCAUUCUAUUCAACAUACCGUUUUUACAGAAAAAGAAAAUGAUCUUAUGAAUGAUGGUAAUCCAUCGCUAAAUAAUUGUUGUUCAGAAAUGGCGCAACCUAGAGGAACUGAUAAAAGAGCCUCUAAAAAGGUAUCUUUAAAAAGUUUGUUUACUGACCGUUUACAUAGUACUGAAGGACAUUGCGAUUCUAGUGAAGUCUUAUCCUCUACCAUUCGUCAUGAAAAACUAUCAGCACAAAGUAAAGACACCACUACCUUACCUCUUCAUUCUCAAAUAUUCUCGCUUGAAAAUAAAAACGUAAUUUUUACGUAA
Hylaeus volcanicus is the source of this 4806-nucleotide messenger RNA. RefSeq lists its product as uncharacterized. Lineage: Eukaryota; Metazoa; Arthropoda; Insecta; Hymenoptera; Colletidae. The transcript is spliced from 8 exons. The record is from RefSeq and is a predicted model, not a curated record. The coding region runs from base 1 to 4806 and encodes 1601 amino acids.